Messenger RNA from Lasiodiplodia theobromae, 948 nucleotides. RefSeq names its product BTB/POZ domain containing protein. NCBI's taxonomy places the organism in Eukaryota, Fungi, Ascomycota, Dothideomycetes, Botryosphaeriales, Botryosphaeriaceae. The coding region runs from base 1 to 948 and encodes 315 amino acids. The record is from RefSeq and is a predicted model, not a curated record. Gene Ontology annotation, molecular function: protein binding. The transcript has a single exon.
AUGCCCACCGGCGCCAUGUCCCCCACCGCCCGCUCGCCCUCGCCGCCCAAGGGCGACCGGCCGCUGCACGAGCUGCUCUCGCACUCGCUGGUCGACAUAUACGUGGGGCCCGAAAACACGCACUGGAUCCUGCACGAGAAGCUGCUCUGCGCGCGCUCGCGCUUCUUCCAACGCAUCUUCUACUCGAAGGACCACUCGCAGCAAUCCUACGGGCUCCCCGACGACGAGGACGACGCCUUCGGCGCCUUCGUCGCGUGGCUGUACAGCGGGCACAUCGCGCCGCCGCGCGAAGAAAAGGACCUAACAACACUGAUCGACCUGUACCUGAUGGGCGAGAAGUGGCAGGCGGCGCAGCUGGUGCGCGACGCGCUGCGCGCGGUGCGCGAGUGGUACGCGCGCACCGACACGUACCCGGGGCUCCGCAGGGUCCAGUACGUCUACGCCAACACGGACGAGGACAGCGAGAUGCGCCGCCUGAUGGUGUCGAGCGUCGCGCGCAUGAUGGCGCUCAACGAGAGCAUCCCGCCGCACUGGGACAAGGCGCUGCGCAAGAACGGCCAGCUCGCCGUCGACCUCAUCAAGAGCAUCCAGAGCUGGCGCAUCGACCCGGACAAGGUGCCCGACAUGCGCCGCGUCGUCGAGGAAAAGGCCGACGAGUACGGCCUCGACGGCAGGAAGAAGAAGGAGCUCGAGGACAAGCUGGCUGGCGCCGUCAAUGCCAACGCCGUCCCCCCGGACGUCGAAGGUGGUGUGAACAAGUUGGCCGAGGGUUUCCUCAAGAACGGCCUUGGCGGCGACAACAACAAUGUGCAGCAGGCCAACGACGUUAAGGGCCGCGCUAAGAAGAGGGUCGAUAGCGUGGCUGGCAGCGAGUCCGAGAAGGUGAAGCAGGAGCUCGACGAGAACCUGCCCAACGGCAUUGGCCUGCCUACCGAGGCGCUCGACUAA